GGUGACGUACUUUGUAAACAGGAAGUACUCCGUGAGGUGCGGACAACGCUCUUAAAACUACCCGAAAAGGUCCUGGCUGAAGACUGAGGAAUAUAUUAUGGGGAAGAGCUGUAAAGUGGUCGUGUGUGGCCAGUCGGCUGUUGGAAAAACAGCUAUAUUGGAACAACUACUAUAUGCCAACCAUGUUGCAGGUUCAGAGCCCAUGGAGACCCUUGAGGAUAUCUACAUGGGCUCCAUAGAAACUGACCGCGGCACACGAGAACAGGUGCGCUUCUACGACACCCGCGGACUCCGGGAUGGGAUGGAGUUCCCUCGGCAUUACUACACUUUUGCUGAUGGCUUUGUACUCGUGUACAGCAUCGACAGCAAAGAGUCCUUUAAGCGAAUGGAGGCCCUCAAGAAAGACAUUGAUCGUCACAGAGACAAGAAAGAGGUUACCAUCGUUGUGUUGGGUAACAAGCUGGACAGGCAGGAUGAGCGGAGAAUUGACUCUAACUAUGCCCAGAACUGGGCAAAGAACGAGAAGGUGCGUCUGUGGGAGGUGUCGGUGGUGGACCGUCGCACACUCAUUGAACCGUUUGUCUACCUGGCCAGUAAAAUGACCCAACCGCAGAGCAAGUCAACCUUUCCUCUGAGUCGCAAUAAGAAUAAGGGCAGUGGAUCAACUGACAGCUAGAUGCUUGACCCAGCUGCCGCGUUUAAAGUGAAGGGUAGAAGUAUGUUAAAGGGAACACUGUUUUACGGAAAAAAACAAAACAAUUUUGAUAUUAGGAGGGACUGAGACAGUAAGUUUUUAGGUUUUGAGAAUGUGAAGAAGUGAUGAUGAGAGAAAAGUCAGGAAGAUUGUAAAAAUAUUUAUAUCCAGCGAGCACUGUUGGUCGCUUUGAGACAUCUUUGUUUCGAUCUCUGCUGAUGUUAUGAGAGUUAACGCUUAUCUGAAAUGAAAAAAAAGACAUCACCGCUUUGUAAAAUCAAAUGUACUGUGUAGAAUUAUGAUCACAUUAUUUCACUUAUAACAUCAGCUGUGUUUGGAACAAAGUAUGUUUUGGAUUUAUAAGUUUCAGUUCUUAAACAUCUUACAAUCAACAUUUUGAUGCUGUUCUAUCUUUGGGGAGUCCCUAGUUUUAAGAAAUCAUAGUCAUUGUGCUCAUAGUCAAAACAAAUGUGGAUUUUGCACAUUGGGACACUGGCUUGUAUUAUGUUCAUGAACACUAAAAGAGCACACAGACUGAAUCAUUUCAAACCACAUCACACCAAUGCUGGAUGUAGCACAAUGUGAAAGGUGGAGAUUUGUUACGUUGUUCAAGUUUGUUGCUGAGAUUCACCGUGUAAUGUUGCUGGAUGAUUGACAUUCCUUACCACGUAAAGCCUUUAGCGCAGGAUGUUCAGGAUGUUUGACGAGUAGAUGCUGCUGCAGGAUCGGGUGUUACUUUUUCUGGCUGUUCCACUUGAAAGAUAUUGAUGAUAGAUUGGAGCAUCAACACUGUAAUAAACGGGUUACUGCUGUAGUAGAUAAAACCUUAAUGUGCAUGACCGUCAUCUAACUGUUUAUUCAGCCUGCAUAUCAGAAAUGAGGAGCCUUUGCUUAUAGUUUCAUUGAAAAAGGGGAAACUGGAUAUUAUUUUUUAAUGUUUCACAUUUGUGCCAUCAAUAUCAACGCUUGUAUCAUGUGUGCUGCUUUUAUUUUGAAGUUUCAAGCUUUCAGGUUUAACCAGUUAUGAAGCUUAUUCAGUUUAUAUUUGUUUGCAAGUUUUGUAAAUGAAUUAAAAGCUUCUAUGCGCCUGUGC
Molecule: messenger RNA, 1787 nt
Organism: Cololabis saira (Pacific saury)
Lineage: Eukaryota; Metazoa; Chordata; Actinopteri; Beloniformes; Belonidae
Gene: nkiras2
Product: NFKB inhibitor interacting Ras-like 2
Exons: 4
Coding region: 98-676 (192 amino acids)
Biological process (GO): canonical NF-kappaB signal transduction
Molecular function (GO): GTP binding; GTPase activity
Source: RefSeq, a predicted model, not a curated record